GCUACCCAGCGGCUAUCAGAGUGGCGCAACAGUGUUGGCACUACUGCCAUCACAGUACUUACACACUUCAUGUUGUCACAUGAUGAUGUGGAGACUGAUGAGGAUUGCAAAAAUUUUGCAAAAAACUUACAUCUCAAGUUAGCUUUCUUGUAUGGGACCAUCACUAAGGAUGGCAAAUUCAAGCAGCCUUUUCAAUCUGAACUCCUCAUUCAAAUGGAAUGUGCCCUCGAUAUUUUCAGCAGGGACAUGCGCGUCAGUGAACUGAAAGUCAACAGCAAAGGAAAGGCCAUCAAGGUCCCACACACCAUGAACAAAGCCUUAGGCAAGCCCAGUAGUGCUCUCAAGGCAUUUUCAGACACAAACUACGGUGAGGUGACCAGGGGAUAC
Messenger RNA from Suillus subaureus, 387 nucleotides. RefSeq lists its product as uncharacterized. Lineage: Eukaryota; Fungi; Basidiomycota; Agaricomycetes; Boletales; Suillaceae. The transcript has 2 exons. The record is from RefSeq and is a predicted model, not a curated record. The annotation marks the transcript as partial.